AUGGAAAAGCUAUAUAUUGAACAGAUCACUAAAUAAUAGGAGGAAAUCGAUGAGCAGUUGAAACAGGCUCAAAAUUAGCAAUGUAGAGAUUGAGAUCAAUUUAGAUGUCGAAUACGUCUCAUCUAAGUUGGAUGACAUCCUUAAAUUUCAAUAGUAGGAGAAUUCAAAUUUGCAAUCAUCGAAGCAAUUGACUUUGCCAGUCGAAGAACUUGUGGGAUUAGCGAAGGAAUUGGAUGCGAGAUUCCAGAGGUCCAUUAGGUAGCUUCAGAUUAAGUAGGUACGAAUUGAGGAGUAAAUGAGAGGACCAAUUAGAGAUUGAGUAGAAUCAGUGGAAGAAUCAAUUGAGAGAGAAGGAGUAGCAGCAGUUGUUGUAGUUGGAGUAGGAGAAGAGUCAGAUCGAUAAGUAAUUCAAGGAGAGAUUGAGGACUAUUCAUAUGAAAUGA
Paramecium octaurelia is the source of this 443-nucleotide messenger RNA. The record is from the annotation of a GenBank genome assembly. NCBI's taxonomy places the organism in Eukaryota, Ciliophora, Oligohymenophorea, Peniculida, Parameciidae.